UUCCUUCAUCCUCUGUUUGUUAAAAGGUGUAGAGUACAAAGCAAAGUUCGCCGUCGUCCAUCGGCUUACACUGAUAAGCCGCCGCCGCCGGAAAAAGUCGUUCCGCUUCGUUGUCUGAACAGGACUUAACAGGACAAAAUUCGCAAGCACGUUUUUCGUUAUUCCAGAAAAUAUAAUAUAUAGACGAAUUCAUUAUAUGCCAAAAUGAAAAUUAAAAUUCCGUUGGUGCCGCAAUGGAAUAUCAAAAAUGGUUGUGUUUGUACUCCCGAUGGGGGAUUUCUCUAUGUAGGUUCCCGCAGCAUUAACUACAUAAGUUCCAUCAAAGAUGAGCAAGAUACGCCCCAAAUAAAAGUGUUCCAUACCCGGCAAAAUAUUCAAAUGAUCGAUAUAGAUCAUCAUUGGGGCGAAACUGAACAGGGUGGUGAGACUAAUGAGCCUGCAUCGAAAUUUUUUGUGGUUUUAUUUCAAGACAACUCUGUACAGAUAUGGGAUUUCAACAAAGGCUAUGCUCUACAGGGUCACCAAGCUCAUUUGGCAUGUAUGCGCUAUAUGGAAGGCAAUGGUCCCUCGCCUCAAUAUGCUGGAGAAGUAUUUGUCAGUUAUAUGAUUAAUCGAAAUGUGUUGUCUAUGGACAGCAAGGAUAUAGUGGUGUACUGUGUUGCUUCGAAUAGCUUCUGCAGGAGACCGAUGUUUAUAUCGCCUCGUCAUCAUCAACUCACAUCCAUGAAAUGUUCUCCAUACCAUGAAAAUCAUUUUGCUGUGGGCACAAGUCGUGGUUUGGUGUUACUCUGUGAUUUGCAAAAAAUGGUCACACUAUAUACCUUACGUGGUCAUAAUAGUGCCAUUGCGUCUUUAGCAUGGAAUAGGGUUUUGCCAUCGGAUGCAGUUCAAAUUGAGGACGAGGCUAAGCCGGAGAGGCCGUUGUCCAAAUUUGCAAAAUUAACAAGAACCGAUACUACUAUUGUCGAUGCUGAUGACAUUUUUGAUAUAUAUGACUACGAUUAUUUAGAUAAUGAGUUUGGAGCCACUCCUCAAGAGCCCAAGACAAAGUCCGAUUCCAUAUCAGAAUUUGUUGGUAUUGAAAAAACACAGGACACGUCGGGGACUGCGGCAGAGUUUGAUUUCGCUGAAGCGUGUCAAAGCCUAAAGGAGGAAAUAAAUGCCUUAAGAGAUGAAAAACCAGAACUCUCACCAGAACAUAUAGUUUCUCUUGAAGAUUGCAAAAACUCAAAUAUACGCUGUGAUUCAUCUUCAUGUGGCAGUGAAACUGAUCACGAAGAACAACCUUCAGGGAGGAAAUCUUCUGAGGACAGCCUGGUACGUUUAGUGUGCGGAACACCAUCAUCUGAAGAAAGUGUCGAUGUGGAUGGAAUGGAUCGUGUGGCAAAACAGAGUCUGGUGUGUCAAGCAGAUGUCCAUGCUGCAUUAUUAUCUGAGUCCUCAACGACUACGUGUAAUAGGGAAAAUGAACAGAAACUUACGGUGGGGGUAGGUGAAGUGAAGAGUACAACAGAUCACCUAAGUGCAGACUAUCUUCUGGCAUCAUUAAGUGCAGAUGGAAAUUUAUACAUUUGGAAUGCAUCAACCGGGGCAACAUGUGACCACCACAAGCUCCGGGGUUCAAACGGAAAUAAAAAUAAGAAACAUACAAGUGUUGAGAUAUCUUGGCUAAAUUCGACAUCUUUUAUAACAUCCAAUAAGUCGGGCGAACUUCAGCUAUGGACGAUUGAAGCACAGACUGGUAAAAAAUGUACCACAGGCGAGAAUUCUUUAAAGCGGUAUAAGUUCAAAGAAGUCAAACGACCUUGGCAGCAAUGCACGAUUGUUGCCUUCUCUGCUUGCAGAUCCAGGCAGUAUUUGUGGUGUGUUUCAUCCAAUAGGGAAAUCACAAUGGAAAAUAUGUCUCUUAACAAAAUACAAUUGCAAUAUGGUUGUGUCUCUACGAAUAUAGGUGCCUUGCGCGAAUGUCCGGAUGAUAUGAAUAAAAUAGCCUUGGCAUUUUCCGAUCGUCGAAUUGGAAUUAUAGAUAUUUCCAAAAUAGCUCCAAAUCACAUACACAUAGACAAUUUUGUACAACGAAUCGAAUCACCUGUAACUUCGCUUAUUUGGAGUCCGGACUGUAAAAAAAUCGCAUAUGGAACGCAAGAGGGCAGAAUUGGUAUUAUAUCAGUUGAGGCCGGACAUAAACAAUCACCAUUCGCUUUCAAUUCAGUUUGUGGUAAAACCAUAUACUCCAUAAGCUGGGAAGAUAAAUAUUUGUUUGUGGUGUGCAACGAUCGCAUCGCAGUUUACGAAGACAAUCCAAAUAAGAAAGAUGCAUACAUAAUACCAGACAUUACUCAGGUAUCGGCCUUAUCAGUGAAAAAUCGUUUUCUCUUUGUCGGAACUCAAAAUGGUCGAUUACGACUGUAUGAACUAAAAUCUAAGGAAACUCCAAACUUCGAAUAUGAAUUGAGAAAGGAACUUGAAUUAUCUUCACGCUAUGUAACAGAAAUAGUUUGGAGCCCAAUUACUAGAAACAAGUUUGCAGUAACAACCAAUUCCAACGUUAUUCAUAUCCUAGAGUUCAAGGAAGAAAACACAUGUCUGUCAGUAUUCCGUAAGAUAGAAAUACAAUCGCCAAAAGCUGCAAACUCCUGUGUGAAGUGGAGCAAUCGAAAUGAGAAUUUAUUACUAACUUGUGGCUUUGAUGGUGCAAUACGUGUUUGGGAUUUGAAAAAAGAAAGUUCAGAUGAACGUUUCCUCAAAUUGUACCACUGCCCAAUGAAAUGCGGUCUAUUUUUACCAACUGACGAAGAGGUCGUAAUGUGUGCAGGCAUGAGUACAUCAUUGGAAUUCAUAGAUAUGCGCACAGAAAAACCAGAUGUAAAUUCCACCAAAACGAAGCGUACUCGCACUCUGGACAAUGUUCAGUGGGCAACCAAAACCCCAUCAAGGAACGAAGGCAAACCGCUACAAGGCGACAAAAAGUCGAAUAAAGCUAUAGACCUGAAGAGUCCACUGGAAUCCAGUAACUGUAAUCGGUGUCCCGAUGGAUCAAACGGAGCAAAAACAAACUGCGAUGAAGUUUCAAAAAUGUUUGAAGAACUAGACAUCCGGAAGAAUAUUUCAACUGUGGGAACAUCAGUCUAUAUGAAGAUUCCUUCGACCCUGUUGUACCUCACAUCUAAGGAAUUAAAUAAGGAAGCUUUGGAAAUUAUGUUUAAUAUUCUAAAUGAUUCGGCUCUGGGAAAGACAAUGGAAAACAAGUCAUUGUGUGCCAAAUUGUUUGGUUCCAAAACUGAAGCAAUGCAGCUGCUGUCAGAGGAACUUAAGAACCACCAGAACAGUGAAACCAAAGGAAUAUCUAACCUCUACAUGCCGCAGGUUAACGGUACUUUAAAGGAUGAAAUUCUUAAAUGUGUUCAGAAUAAACAGUUGUGCGAGUGGCAUGUUUCGCUGGCGCCCAGCAUUUCAUAUAAUUUUUGGCAAAAAUGUUGCCAGGCCUAUGCCGAACAACUAGUGGAGCAGGGCUAUGUACUUCAAGCUGUGGUUUAUAUGAUGGCCAUUCAUCAGGAACGCGAUGCCAUAGAAGUCCUUGUGGAAAAGUCAUAUUUUAAGGAAGCGUUGUUGAUAUCUCGCAUUUACUUACAGCCAGACGACCCCUUGAAUGACAAAAUAAGUGAACAAUGGAUUACACAUCUUUAUAAAAACGGAAAUUUACAUGGAGCAGCUCUCUUGUGUUUGCUGAGCAAACAAAACGAUCGUGCUUGCGAGUGUUUGACCAAAAUUCGAAAUAUUGGCGCAGAAGUUGAACGAGUUAUUCGCUUGUUGAAAAAUUUGGAGAAAUAAUUUAUUUAAUUGGCAACAAUAGCCUAAAGUUUUAAAAAUUGAAUUCAAUAUAAGUUUAAACACUACCAAUUUAAUUUUUAUUUUUAUAAAAUAGAACCCGAAGGAAUAAAAUUCAAAAUGAAUGAUAAAUAAAUGAAUUGUGAGAAA
Molecule: messenger RNA, 3978 nt
Organism: Musca domestica (house fly)
Lineage: Eukaryota; Metazoa; Arthropoda; Insecta; Diptera; Muscidae
Product: protein rigor mortis
Exons: 9
Coding region: 205-3831 (1208 amino acids)
Molecular function (GO): protein binding
Source: RefSeq, a predicted model, not a curated record